CUAAUUUGUAGUCAUUCAAUAUAUGUCCGCAAAGUUUUCUUGAUCAAGCGACGCUUCUAUUUCGUGACAAGCAACGAAUUAGGCUCAAAACACCUAACGUGUCCGUUUCUUAAGUGACCAGUGUGACAGGCUAUAGAAUCUUACAGCAACUACAUUGCAAGUGCUUGCCACAAGAGAGAAAGCUAGAUUGCAUAGGGCGCCCGCGAAACCUAGCCCUGGGGGGAUUGUCAAAGCUCGCAGUGUUAUCUUUAAAGCAUAAAAAGAAUGCCCGUGAAGAAGGGCAAGAAGGGUCCAGCCCUCAUAACGGCCGACGAGGACAUAGCGGCUUUCGGCUUUAAGCUGCACGACAUUGUGAGGACACCCCUCGGCAUCACCGCCGUGGUCAUCGGCGUCAAGUAUGAGAGUGCAGAUGACAAGCAGACGGGGCGGAUAUGGGUGAAGUACGAGAACGGGCACGAGGCGCCGCUUGAGCCCAAGCUGAACGCGGGUUUCAUGUCAUCAUUGGGCUACCGCAAGUGCUCGGAAGCGGACCACAUCCGGAGAGACGUGGGGUCUCACAUGACGGAGGCGAAAAAGCAGGACGAGGAGCGGAAAGUGGUGGAGGAGGUGCUUAGAUGCAAGGAACAGGGGCUGCCCAUUCCGGAGCACUUGUUGCCAAAGCCAAAGAAGGAGAAGAAGCCGAAGGAGGCGAAGAAAAAAUAAUCUUUAGAUGACCGUUGGAGCCGAGACACAGGGAUGCCAGCGUGGCUGGGGGGUCGGGGCAUGAAGGGGUUCGGCAACGUCAGUUGUCACCAGCGGCUAUAGUCAAGCACAGGUGCCGGGCAGUGCGCGCCGGCAAUAGUGUGAUGAGCGUGGUGCAGAACUCGCCCGCAUGCUGCUGAAGUGGGACCUGGGGCGGCUGCCGACACCAGAGGACGCGGCCGUCAUCGCCGCCAGCAUGGCGGCGACGCUGGCGUUCCUUGGCGGCGGGCCCUACGGGGGACCGCCGACACACGAGGACCCCCUGCCCCUGCCAGAGAAGUUGCGGGGGGUGGACACCCAGUACAGCAGCGGCAAUGAAACGGCCGCCCAGCUGGAGGGCCGGCACGCGGCCCAGUUCGGCAGCGGCAAGGAGACGGCCACCCAGCUGAAGGGCUGGCAGGCGGCCCAGUUCGGCAGCGGCAAUGAGACGGCCGCCCAGCUGGAGGGCCGGCGCCGGGGCGGCCGCAAGCGCCUGAAGCAGACCAACCCGGUCUACUACUUGGGGCGCGCCAUGCACCCGGGGUGCCGGAAGUGGAUCACCAUCGAGGAGGCGGUCGCUUGGUGCGGUGCAAGCACUGCCAGAAGACCGCCCAAGUCCGCAUUCAGGAGUGGGGCCUGCAGAAGGUGAAGGAGGUGAUUGACCUGUGUGACAGUGACUGAGGAGGCUGGCGUGUUCCGGUAUACCGUAUACCGUGUCUGUGGGUGCUGGUGUGUAUGGAAGGCUUGUGGUAGCACCUCAGACAAGAUUACGGCUUCAACGCAACCAAGGCUGGACGGCUUUCGGUGGAGCCGUGGGAGGCCAAGCUGGGUGGGUUUUAUGUACAAGCAGGGAUUUUGAGCAUCGAAGGUAGCGGACGUAGAUGGUCAUCGGUUGGUACUGCCACGGUGGAGCUGGAUGCGCGGCAACAUUUUAAGACGAAUUGAGACACUGGGUAUGUAGU
Molecule: messenger RNA, 1682 nt
Organism: Chlamydomonas reinhardtii
Lineage: Eukaryota; Viridiplantae; Chlorophyta; Chlorophyceae; Chlamydomonadales; Chlamydomonadaceae
Exons: 4
Coding region: 265-702 (145 amino acids)
Source: RefSeq, a predicted model, not a curated record